GGCUGCCGGGAGCUGGCUGGGCUGAGGGCCGCGGGGCCGGCGUCCGGCGUGAGGAAUGGGGCCGCCCGCCGCGUAGGGGCCAUGCCGCCCGGGCCCCGGGCCUGCCCCGUUCCGCGCCCCGGCCGCCGCGCCCCGCGUCCGCGCCGGCAUGGUGAACCUGGCGGCCAUGGUGUGGCGCCGGCUCCUGCGGAAGCGGUGGGUGCUCGCCCUGGUCUUCGGGCUCUCACUCGUCUACUUCCUCACCAGCACCUUCAAGCAGGAGGAGAGGGCAGUGAGGGAUCGGAAUCUCCUCCAGGUUCAAGACCACGAUCAGCCCAUUCUGUGGAAAGUGCAGUUUAACUUGGGCAAUAGCAGUCGGCCCAGCAACCAGUGCCGGAACUCCAUCCAAGGGAAGCACCUCAUCACCGACGACCUAGGAUACGUUUGUGAAAGGAAGGACUUGCUGGUCAAUGGCUGCUGUAAUGUCAACGUCGCGGGCACCAGGCAGUAUUGCUGUGAUGGCUGCUUGUCCAACGGCUGCUGCAGCGCCUACGAGCACUGCGUUUCCUGCUGCCUGCAGCCCAAUAAGCAACUUCUCCUGGAGCGCUUUCUCAACCGGGCAGCUGUGGCAUUCCAGAACCUCUUCAUGGCAGUGGAGGACCACUUUGAAUUGUGCUUGGCUAAAUGCAGGACCUCAUCCCAGCAUCUUCAGGAGUGGGCCCUGCACACCGUAUGCUGACAUCUGAAACUGUCUGAGACCUCAGAGAUACUGUUCCAUUCUAUUCCAGCGCCAGGUUUCCAGCAGCUGCCACCGCGUGCUCGCAGGUUUUUUUCUAGGUGUUUCUGGGGCACGUGUGUGCCUGUGGCAAGCAUCGUCUUAACCUGAGAGUCUGACUAACUGGUCCGCUGGAUUUUGUUCUCAUUUCCUAAGAAGUGGCCGGUCGUCUUGGCUGUGGUCCAGGCAGAGCCUCAGGAAAAUCCCCGCAUCCGCCUCCUCCCCAGUCACGGAAACCCUGUGUUAAGGCGAUUGCUUCGUGGAGAUACAUCCACACCUGGCCGGAGCAGGCGUCCUUUAUUGCUUUCAGCUCCAUGAGAUGUAACAGGUACAGACAUCCAGGUCCCCCAUGAUUCCCAAAGAAGGAGAAUAAAACCCAAGUUGCUAGGAAGGAGCUGGGAGAGACUCACAUCCGCCCUCAGUGGGGCGAGGGAGUGAAUGCAGGGCAUGCGGUGGCAGGGCCACACGCUCCAGGGGUGCCUGUGCUUCUAGAACAACACUACCCCUCGCUGGCCUCGGCUGGGCGUGUUCGGUGCUCAGAUCACAACAGCCCCUGGAGGAGGAUCUCUCUUCGCUCUUGGGAGUUCCGUUAACGCACAGCUCUUUCCGGAGUCACACACCCCCAGAUUGGGCAGGGUUUUUUCAUUUUAUUGGUUCAAGUUGUUGACCUUGGAGCAGAGCGCUAGUUUUAUAAUCUGCUUUUGACUUCUUUUUUUUCCUUUCUUUUUCUUUUUCUUUGGGCCUUGUUUGCCUUCAGUAUGUUUCUGCUAUAUGUAGUGGCCAUGUCCCUUCACUCCUUCCUAUUACUUCUUAUACGUAUCUUCCCAAAGUGGCUUGUCCUGAUGAAUAUGUUUUCUUUGAGGGUAAA
Pipistrellus kuhlii (Kuhl's pipistrelle) is the source of this 1622-nucleotide messenger RNA. RefSeq names its product SREBF pathway regulator in golgi 1 (gene SPRING1). The record is from RefSeq and is a predicted model, not a curated record. Bases 149 to 718 code for a protein of 189 amino acids. The transcript is spliced from 5 exons. NCBI's taxonomy places the organism in Eukaryota, Metazoa, Chordata, Mammalia, Chiroptera, Vespertilionidae. Gene Ontology annotation, biological process: positive regulation of SREBP signaling pathway.